Dimorphilus gyrociliatus is the source of this 2780-nucleotide messenger RNA. Lineage: Eukaryota; Metazoa; Annelida; Polychaeta; Dinophilidae. The record is from the annotation of a GenBank genome assembly.
AUUAGGAGACGCCUUUUUAGAGUAGACGUUCUAAAGUGUAUUGAAAAAUAUAAAAUGACCGCCAAUCAUAAUUCGACAAAUUCGUUAAUUGGCGUUAAACCAGUCAAUGCCGUUCAACUACGAUCAGCUCUUCCGGCUAAGAUAGUUAAGAAGAAUUUUAGGUAUGAUAAUAAAAUGUAGAUUACCCGUUUGAUGUAGCGUAUUGUAAUCUAUUUAUUAUUUUUAACAUAUUAGCCUGUGUAUGUAGUAUACAGUAAACGUACGUAUACACUACUAUACGCACAUUUACAGUAUUGCAGUAUAACUGUUUGUAGCAUGAAUAUAUAACAGUCUAUAUAUGCAAAAAAAAAGACUUUUUUCUAUUAAAAUAUGUGUUCUUUAUAUAUUUAUAUGGUAUAGAUAAAUCUAUAUAAAAGCUAUGUUUAUAAAAUAUAAUAUGCUAAAUGGAUAAAAUAUACUAAAUAUAUCGAAAUUGAAGAAAAGUUGGUAUUCGCCAGGGGUCGUCAAUGUCGCCAUCAAUACACUUAAAAGCCGAGUUUGUCAAUUGCUAUACUGUAAAUUUGACCAACUGACGCCUUUUUCUAUCGGAUUAUGAAGAAUGAUAACACCAUAAAAAUGUCUUGUAUAAGAAACAGGUGGAAUAGUCGACGUCUAUGAGCAUAAAUCUCUUUUAAAUCGCUCUAUAUUAAGAAAUACUUAUUCUAUUCAUUUUAAACAGAAACCUUGGUAAAUCGGGCUUGAGAGUAUCCAAUAUCGGUCUAGGUACAUGGGUAACUUUCGGAGCACAAAUUCCAGAUGAGGUGAGUAUAUAAACACUUAACCACUUGCAAAAACGAGAUAUUGUUACAAAAAACAGAUUGCUGAAGAGAUGCUUACUCUCGCCUACGAAAGCGGAAUAAACGUAUUCGACACGGCAGAAGUUUACGCGGCUGGAAAGGCAGAAAUUGUUCUUGGAAAAUUACUUAAGAAGAAAGGAUGGAGGCGAUCCAGCUAUAUCGUGACUACAAAGAUAUACUGGGGUGGGAAAGCCGAGACGGAAAAAGGAUUAUCUCGCAAGCAUAUUAUUGAAGGCUUAAAAGCCUCUUUAGAGAGACUGCAGUUGGAAUAUGUCGAUAUUGUGUUCGCUAAUAAACCAGAUCCACAUACACCUAUGGAGGAAAUCGUCCGAGCAUUCAGUUAUAUAAUCGAUAAAGGAUGGGCAAUGUAUUGGGGCACGUCUAGAUGGUCUACUAUGGAGAUAAUGGAAGCGUAUUCUGUAGCCCGACAAUUUAAUUUAAUACCCCCGAUAGCCGAACAAGCAGAAUAUCACAUCUUUCAAAGGGAAAAGGUAGAGCUGCAUAUGCCCGAAUUGUAUCACAAAAUUGGUUUGGGAGCAAUGACUUGGUCGCCAUUGGCGUGUGGUUUUUUGACCGGAAAAUACGAGGAUGGCGUACCAGUUUAUUCGAGAGCUUCUCAGAAGGGAUACACUUGGCUGAAAGAUAGAAUACUAAGUGAAGAGGGAAGAAAACAGCAGGCCAAGCUAAGAGAAGUUCAAACAAUUGCUGAAAAAAUAGGUUGUAGCGCCGCACAAUUAGCCAUAGCAUGGUGCCUAAAGAAUGAGAAUGUGCACUGCGUUCUUGUAGGAGCGUCUACAGUUGAGCAAUUACAUGAGAAUUUGCAAGCGGUGCAAUUUGUUCCCAAAUUAACACCAGCUUUAAUGAAUGAAAUUGAUAAGAUUCUGGGAAACAAACCUACUCGAAUUAGAGAGAUACAACAGCCGCAAAGGUGACUAGAAGCCGGCCAGGCGACUUCUGGCCGAUCCUCUUCGCCACGUUCUCGCCCUCCUCCAGCUGCCAUGGGAAAUGCUGCUAUGACAACACCCUGUAGUGUAAUGUAAAUAAGAGAAUAAGCUAUAUCUUUAAACUAGGUUUCAUCUUGCAUUAGUUAUACAGAAAAAUAUUAGUAAACUAAUAACUACUCAAUUUUCGUUAUUCUAAUUAUAUAUGUACCGUCUUAUAUAACAUUAUAGGUUGUGCUGUAUCUAGGUCGUCUACUGAACGAGAGAAAGAUGAUAUUUUUUGUCUCCAAUAGGGAAUUUUUUCCCUCCUUAAAGGUAAAGUAAAUAACGAAAUAGAGAAAAUAUACGUUAAACUUAUACAACCUAAGCAUAAAUAAUAUACUUUAUACCUAAUUUAAAUAAACUCAAAAUGCAGAAAAAAGAAAAGAAUCAUAUUUCAUUGUCUUUUCCAGAUAGAAGAAAUCUAAUUAAUACUGUAAUUAGUUGAUUUAGAAAUGAAAUACUCUAAUUAUAUAAUUUCUAUAUAACUUAAGCAAUGAAAUACAAAAUACUUUUUGCGCUAAUCUUGUAAAUACAAUACCUAAUCUAGUCGAUAGUAGAGGAAAAAUACAUUAAUAAAUGAUAAGUAGUAAGUGUAUACUUUAGUCUUUCUACUGCAUAUAGUGAAUCUAAAAUGUGCUUUAAUUCUUAAUUUUUAACGGGAAGAAAAGAAAUUAAAGAAAAAAAGAGAGAGAGAAUGAAUGAUAGAAGGUGAGAGUAAGUGGAUGAGAAAAUAAGAGAUCUUAUGCUCUUUCUUUAGGGAUAAGCGAAUCUGUGUAUACAACAUUCUAAUUAUACUAAUUUUACUUCAUUUACUCGAAAACUUAAUCAAGAUAAAUAGUUUGCUGCUAAGUAAGGAAGCAAGUUUUUUCAAUGUAUUCUACAAGAAUAAUAUAAUUGUCAAUAGAUGGCGCUAUUUGUAAUAAUAAAAAUUGUAUAUUCAAUGCUUCAAGUAAUAAUACUA